Messenger RNA from Salvelinus fontinalis (brook trout), 3211 nucleotides. RefSeq names its product jun dimerization protein 2-like. Gene Ontology annotation, molecular function: RNA polymerase II cis-regulatory region sequence-specific DNA binding; DNA-binding transcription factor activity, RNA polymerase II-specific. The transcript has 4 exons. The record is from RefSeq and is a predicted model, not a curated record. The coding region runs from base 539 to 1066 and encodes 175 amino acids. Lineage: Eukaryota; Metazoa; Chordata; Actinopteri; Salmoniformes; Salmonidae. Gene Ontology annotation, biological process: regulation of transcription by RNA polymerase II. Gene Ontology annotation, cellular component: nucleus.
UCCCUACUUCUGACCAGGGCCCUAUGGUCACUACUUCUGACCAGGGCCCUAUGGUCACUACUUCUGACCAGGGCUCUAUGGUCCCUACUUCUGACCAGGGCUCUAUGGUCCCUACUUCUGACCAGGGCACUAUGGUCCCUACUUCUGACUAGGGCUCUAUAGUACCUACUUCUGACAAAGGCCCUAUAGGGUGCCUUUUGGGACGCAGCCAGGGAGUCAGCUCCACAGUCAGCUGUCCUGUCCUGCUCACCUCACAAUACACGUCUUUGUUGGGUUAGGCUGAGAUGAGGGCUUUGUACAGAGAGGCCAUAACCUGUUGAUUCACUGCUUGAUACUGAAAAUACUGGUGUGUGUUGGAGACGAGGUGCAUGUGAAUUAGCAUCGCCCGCUGUAUGGGAAGUAAAUACAGUAGGGCUCAGAUGCACUGUUCCAUGAGCAACAUUUAUUUUCUAUUUGGCCGUCAGGAGUCUCGGUUCUAACAUGUCAUUAGAGAAAUGUCUUCACUGUGCGUCCACUUUCCUUCGGGCUGCGGUGGUGUAUGGUAGCUGGGUCUGACAUGAUGCCCGGUCAGAUCCCUGACCCCUCCCUGACGGCCGGCUCCUUGCCCAGCCUGGGCCUGCUGGCCGGCAUAUCUGCCACCACGCUCACCGACCAGCUCAAACUGGCACAGGACUUCAGGAACCUGGGUGCCAUGUUGUCACCGCUGCAUAUCAUGGGACGGCUGGGCAAGAGGCCACUCACUGCUAUCAAGGGAGAGAUGGACGAAGAUGAUGAGAGGAGGAGACGGAGGAGAGAUAAGAACAAAGUGGCAGCAGCACGAUGUCGGAACAAGAAGAAGGAGAGAACAGACUUCCUCCAAAGGGAGUCGGAGCGUCUGGAGGUGGUGAACUCUGACCUAAAGGCCCAAAUCGAGGAGCUGAGGAUGGAGAGACAGCAGCUAAUGGUGAUGCUCAACCUCCACCGCCCCACCUGCAUCGUCCGCACCGACAGCGUCAAGACCCCUGAGAGCGAGGCCAACCCCCUGCUCGAACACCUGGCCGCUGAAAAGCUGGAGGCCUCUAAGUGAAACCACAGAGGGAAAGUGAAACCGAAGGGCGGGAAGGAAGGAAGAAAUCCGACACACAAAAAAAAAGCAACUGUCAUCAAAGAUGACGAAAGAUUCAAAAAUCACCUGAUGCUUUUGUUGUUGAAGCACUUAUGUACUGUGUUGAGCGCCAAGCUGGAGACUUUUGGAGACUCUUGUCUGUCUUUGCCCAAAAGACCCGGGGUUGUUAGUGUUCCGUUGCCUCGGUAACACCUUGGUAAACGUUACCUGAUUGGGUUCUGAGGGAAGAGGGAGUAGCCUAAUGCCCAACCCAGUUAUCUCUGCGUCAUAAUAAGUGUUUUGUUUUGAAACCAAGUCAGCUCCACACCGUUUAUUUACUGCAACCAACCGCCAUUACGACGAGGGACAGAUGGAAGAAGUUAGUGGAAACUGUAAUGUUGAAGAGGAAACACUAAUAUCAAUCACUAUGGUGCUCUGUUACCGCCACUUCUUACCGGCACUUCUUACCGCCACUUCUUACCGGCACUUCUUACCGCCACUUCUUACCGGCACUUCUUACCGGCACUUCUUACCGCCACUUCUUACCGCCACUUCUUACCGGCACUUCUUACCGGCACUUCUUACCGGCACUUCUUACCGGCACUUCUUACCGCCACUUCUUACCGGCACUUCUUACCGGCACUUCUUACCGCCACUUCUUACCGCCACUUCUUACCGCCACUUCUUACCGACUCAGAGACAACCAAAGAGGUUGUUGUUAUUGUGCUAUUCUAAAGAUGUAUAACGGUAGAGGUACAGUGGACUGUAUACCAUGUUGAAAUACACAGGUGUAGCCAGCCAGUGUACUGUAUACCAUGUUGAAAUACACAGGUGUAGCCAGCCGGUGGACUGUAUACCAUGUUGAAAUACACAGGUGUAGCCAGCCAGUGGACUGUAUACCAUGUUGAAAUACACAGGUGUAGCCAGCCGGUGGACUGUAUACCAUGUUGAAAUACACAGGUGUAGCCAGCCGGUGGACUGUAUACCAUGUUGAAAUACACAGGUGUAGCCAGCCGGUGGACUGUAUACCAUGUUGAAAUACACAGGUGUAGCCAGCCAGUGGACUGUAUACCAUGUUGAAAUACACAGGUGUAGCCAGCCAGUGGACUGUAUACCAUGUUGAAAUACACAGGUGUAGCCAGCCGGUGUACUGUAUACCAUGUUGAAAUACACAGGUGUAGCCAGCCGGUGUACUGUAUACCAUGUUGAAAUACACAGGUGUAGCCAGCCAGUGGACUGUAUACCAUGUUGAAAUACACAGGUGUAGCCAGCCGGUGGACUGUAUACCAUGUUGAAAUACACAGGUGUAGCCAGCCGGUGUACUGUAUACCAUGUUGAAAUACACAGGUGUAGCCAGCCGGUGGACUGUAUACCAUGUUGAAAUACACAGGUGUAGCCAGCCAGUGGACUGUAUACCAUGUUGAAAUACACAGGUGUAGCCAGCCAGUGGACUGUAUACCAUGUUGAAAUACACAGGUGUAGCCAGCCAGUGGACUGUAUACCAUGUUGAAAUACACAGGUGUAGCCAGCCAGUGGACUGUAUACCAUGUUGAAAUACACAGGUGUAGCCAGCCAGUGGACUGUAUACCAUGUUGAAAUACACAGGUGUAGCCAGCCGGUGUACUGUAUACCAUGUUGAAAUACACAGGUGUAGUAGUAUUCUAGGAUUUGUCCAUUAACAAGUUGGAACAUAUUUUUAUUUCAUAUUAUAAUGCUACUUGUUUUUGUUUUUGUUUAUUCUCUGCCUUGACGAAGGAAGCAUUCAGUUGAUCUGAUUUUGAGGUGACGCUGGCGUCAUAAAGUAAAAGCCCAUAUAUACUAUAUGAAAUAAUGUUUACACUCCUGUUGUUUAUAUUAAAAAUUAAAAAAGGCAUUGUUAAUUCCAAUGUCUGUAUUUCAAUAUACUUAUUUUAUACCGCUUUAUAAGUGACAUAUAUAUAUUGUGUAUGAAAUGCCCUUUGUAUUGUUGUAAUCACUUGAUGUGAUUUUUUUUUUGCAUUUGUAUUUUUCAAUAUUAAAAGGCCCAGAGCAGUCAAAGUGAUUACCUGUGUUUUAUAUAUAUUUUCAACACUAUGAGGUUGUAAUAAUGGUGCUCCAAACGUCUCUGACAAUAUCAGCUAAUUUUCC